CGCCUGUGGUCCAGGAUGGGCUGGCGGCGGGUCCCAGUCUGCGGGCUGGUGCUGCGGAGGGCGGGCGAUGGUUGGUUGGACUGAAACGAGCCCGGACGGGUUGCGGAGCUGGAGGGGGUGGCAGUGAGCGGCGGCGGAGGCUGUGGGGUUCCAUUUGGCUGACUGGGGAGUCGGCAGGCGGCAGGUGUGCCUCAUCUUGGAUUUGCGGUGCACCCAAGUGGUGUGAUGUAAGUAGGAUUUCUGCAGGCUCAGAGCCUCCGGCCCCUACCCCGUGUGAUCUGGUUGGGACGCCGGCACCAGCCAUUCUGCAGAGAAGUGAAGUGACCUCCCUACUUCCCACAGCUGGUGACUGGCCCAGGUGGGCCUCAUCCUAGGUCUUCGCCUCCUCCUCCCUGGUGGGCUAGGGAGGGCCGGGACCGGGCUGGCUCCUCCCAAUGGUGUGCUCUCCUAGGAGCCAUGCGGGGCCCGCGGAGCCUGCUGCUGGGGCCCGCCCGCCGCUGCCUGCGCCUGCUUCUGCUCCUGGGCUCCAGGCGCCGCCGCCUGCCUCUGCUCCGGGGCCUGGUACAGCGCUGGCGCUACGGCAAGGUCUGCCUGCGCUCCCUGCUCUACAACUCCUUUGGGGGCAGUGACACCGCUGUCGAUGCUGCCUUUGAGCCUAUCUACUGGCUGGUGGACAACGUGAUCCGCUGGUGUGGGGUGGUGUUUGUGGUGCUGGUGAUUGUGCUGACCAGCUCCAUCGUGGCCAUCGCCUAUCUGUGUGUCCUGCCUCUCAUCCUCCGAACGUACUCAGUGCCACGGCUCUGCUGGCACUUCUUCUACAGCCACUGGAAUCUGAUCCUUAUCGUCUUCCAUUACUACCAGGCCAUCACCACUCCACCUGGAUACCCACCCCAGGGCAGGAAUGAUAUUGCAACAGUCUCCAUCUGUAAGAAGUGCAUUUACCCCAAGCCAGCCCGAACACACCACUGCAGCAUCUGCAAUAGGUGUGUGCUGAAGAUGGAUCAUCACUGCCCCUGGCUAAACAACUGUGUGGGCCACUAUAACCAUCGGUACUUCUUCUCUUUCUGCUUUUUCAUGACGCUGGGCUGUGUCUACUGCAGCUACGGGAGUUGGGACCUUUUCCGGGAAGCUUAUGCUGCCAUCGAGAAAAUGAAACAGCUCGACAAGAACAAACUACAGGCGGUUGCCAACCAGACUUAUCACCAGACCCCACCACCCACCUUCUCCUUCCGAGAAAGGGUGACUCACAAGAGUCUUGUCUACCUCUGGUUCCUGUGCAGUUCCGUAGCACUUGCCUUGGGUGCCCUAACUGUAUGGCAUGCUGUUCUCAUCAGUCGAGGUGAGACUAGUAUCGAAAGGCACAUCAACAAGAAGGAGAGACAUCGGCUGCAGGCCAAGGGCAGAGUUUUUAGGAAUCAUUACAACUACGGCUGCUUGGACAACUGGAAGGUAUUCCUGGGUGUGGACACAGGAAGGCACUGGCUUACUCGGGUGCUGUUACCUUCCAGUCAUCUGCCCCAUGGGAAUGGAAUGAGCUGGGACCCCCCUCCCUGGGUGACUGCUCACUCAGCCUCUGUGAUGGCAGUGUGAGCUGGAUUGUGUCAGCCACAGCUUGAGCACCACUCUGCUUCCUGCAUUGUCUCAAGGGCCUCCAAGGAUAGCUUCUUGGAAUCCUUGGGCAAAAAAAGUCAGUGGGCCUGCCGUAGAGUACCAUGCAGGGACAACUCAAGGACCAGUCUCCUGGCUAUUGCAGAAACAAGGCAUGAUGUGGAAAAAUCCUAGGACUGAUGUACCUUGACUCAGCUCAGGCAAACUGAAGUUCCAGCCCCAGACUGGAGAUUAGGCAGCUAGCAACCCUGCCAGGUGCUGACCCCAACCUCCUCCAGGUUCCAGCACUGGGGUUGGCCACCACCUCUGCCACUUGCUAUCUGAGAAAACACCUGAACAGUAGAACGGAGAUUCUGGCUUCCCAACAGGGCAAGACACCAGGCCUACUGCUGAGGUCACUGCCACUUCUCACAUGCUGCUGAAGGUGAAAAAUAAAGGUAUUUGAUUUUUAAA
Neomonachus schauinslandi (Hawaiian monk seal) is the source of this 2061-nucleotide messenger RNA. It is a transcript of the gene ZDHHC16, whose product is annotated as zinc finger DHHC-type palmitoyltransferase 16. Gene Ontology annotation, biological process: protein palmitoylation. The record is from RefSeq and is a predicted model, not a curated record. Gene Ontology annotation, molecular function: palmitoyltransferase activity. Bases 457 to 1590 code for a protein of 377 amino acids. NCBI's taxonomy places the organism in Eukaryota, Metazoa, Chordata, Mammalia, Carnivora, Phocidae. The transcript is spliced from 11 exons. Gene Ontology annotation, cellular component: Golgi apparatus.